This is a messenger RNA of Penicillium malachiteum, 987 nucleotides long. RefSeq names its product ribonuclease H-like domain-containing protein. The coding region runs from base 1 to 987 and encodes 328 amino acids. The record is from RefSeq and is a predicted model, not a curated record. Lineage: Eukaryota; Fungi; Ascomycota; Eurotiomycetes; Eurotiales; Aspergillaceae. Gene Ontology annotation, molecular function: nucleic acid binding; RNA-DNA hybrid ribonuclease activity. The transcript has a single exon.
AUGGCUUCAUUAGCUUCCAACCUACCCCUCGCUCCCGCUACCACCAUCAAGCUACCUAAUGGCCGGUUUGUCUGCAAGAGCCACUGGCUUAUCAUCUGUCCGGAGUGUGCGGUUGAUUUGCGCUCUGCCAAAGAGAAUGACGAUAUCAACAUUGAUGAACUUGAGGAUGGAAGGGCCAAAUUCUAUGAUGGGGAUGAUAAGCCCCCGUAUCCUGGGGCUGAAUUUGAGGAAGACGAGCAAGAUUUGGAACCAGUGGAUGAGGGCGAAGAGGAUAGUCGCGUGGUCUAUGUCCGUGCGGGACCUCCAUUUGGAAAGAAACUCAGGCUUGGAUACGGCAAAGCAGUGCCUGGUAUUUAUGUUCCUCGCGGACCAAAUACCAGUCCGGCAUACCUCUUCCCAGAUCGGAUUAUUCCAGGUAAAUCGAUGCACCGAUUCAUCAAUCGAGACGAUCCCACGCAGUUUUUAAUCUACACCAGGGGUCGUUGGGAGCCACGCACGAAAGUGGGAUGUGCCUUUGCUUUCAGAUCACCAACAAAGACAAUGGGGAAGUCCGGCUACGUAUCUUUUCCCAUGGAGAUGGAAGGACCGAUGGGAAGCCGUGACGCUACAGAUGUCCUCAGAGCGGAGCUUCGUGCGAUGCUUGCUGCUUUACGUUUUCGGGACUGGAGUAAAGAUGGGUUCAAGACCAUGGUACUUGCGACGGACAAUAACACACUCGGCAACGCUAUCACAACCUGUGUGCCGGGCUGGAAGUCGCGGGGCUGGAUAACAAAAUCGAAGAAAAAACCAGUUGCCCACCUGGACCUUUGGCAAUGUUUUCUUGGGGAAAUCGAAAGGUUCCACGAAGCAGGCCUUUCAGUCAAAAUUUGGCAUAUUUCACCUGCUUCUAAUACAACAAUUCGCGAAUAUGCAUCCCGUGCUACUAUGAGCGAGCAGCUACAAGAAUUUGGAGAUAUCGUUCCAGAAGCUGUGGUUCGCGGAUGGUGA